GGUAUAUAUGGGCCAUCUAUCUAUCAAUCUAUAUAAGCAACCUCUAUCCACCUUCAUGGCUGUCUUAGAGAUCUAUUCCAAAUCCUUCCAUUGAUUCAUUUUUAUUUUAUUAGCCCCUAUUCUAAUAUUCUAAUUUAAAUCCCUAUUUUGCUCAUUUUGUUAUAUAAUAAUAAUAUAAUGUAUUAUUAUAAUAUUUUUUUACAUCAGGCCUUAUACAAUAGCAUGCUCACCAUCCCUUGCACAAAUCUCUUACGUAUGUAUCUAUGUGAGUAAUUAAUUAUAUGUGUGUGGAUGUAUGUAUGUAUGGGCCAUCUAUCUAUCUUAUCUAGGCAACCUCUCUUCACCUUCAUGGCUAUGCUAGAGACCUAUUCCAAAUCCCUCAAUUGAUUUUUUAUUAGCUCAUAUUCUAGUUUAAAUAACUCUUUUGCUUAUAAUAUAAUAAUAUUAUUUUCUUUUUAAUUACGUUGGGCCAUAUGCAAUAGUAUGCUCACCCUCCCUUGCACAAACCUCUUAUGUAGCUAUGUGAGUAACUAAUUAUAUGUGUGUGGAUGUAUGUAUAUAUGGGCCAUAUAUCUAUCUAUAUAGGCAACCUCUCUUCACCUUCAUGGCCAUCCUAGAGAUCUAUUCCAAAUCCCUCCAUUGAUUAAUUUUUCUUACAUUAGCCCAUAUUCUAGUUUAAAUCCCUCUUUUCAUUUUUAUUAUAUAUAAUAAUAUAUUAUUAUAUUAUUAUUUUAAUUACAUUGGGUCAGAUGCAAUAGUAUGCUCACCCUCCCUUGCACAAACCUCUUACGUAUCUAUGUGAAUAAAUAAUUAUAUGUGUGUGGAUGUAUGUAUCUAAUAUUAUUAGUGUUAUUAUAUUUUAAUUACAUUGGACCAUAUACAAUAGUAUGCUCAUCCUCGAAUACUAUUGCACAAGCCUCUUAUGUAUAUGUGAGUAAUUAAUUAUAUGUGUGUGGAUGUGUGUAUGUAUAUAUAUUUGUGUAUAUGGGGGGAAUACUCUGCAUAUUAACGGAGGAGGGAGAAUCUCUCCUCUAGGCAGUCUUAGCUUUCCCUGCUUUGCAAAUAGGGACAGAUUUUUAAUUAUGUUGGGCCAUAUGCAAUAGUAUACUCACCCUCCCUUGCACAAACCUCUUAUGUAUCUAUGUGAGUAAUUAAUUAUAUGUAUGUAUGUAUCUGUGUGUGUGUGUGUGUGUAUGGGGUGGGGGAAAAUACUCUGUAUAUUAACGAAGGAAGGAGAAUCUCUCCUCUAAGCAGGCUUAGCUCUCUCUGCACUGCAAAUAGGGACAGAUUUCCUCCUCCCUAAACUGUAGCCUUUAAAAAUUGUUUUGGGUCUAAUAAUAAUAAAAAACAUAAAUAGGCCCUUAUGUUAUUUUUUUCCUUUCCAAAAAACGAUCCUGAUCUGAAAUUUCCCGGCCCUUUAUUGCCUCCCUUGUUGGGUCCCAUAGCCUGCGAUUAAAUAGUAACCCUUCUCUUGCUUUCUUCUUUGGCCCCUUCCACACUGUUGAAUUAAAUCCCACAUUUUCUGUUUUAAACUGGAAUUUAUGGCAGUAUGGACUCAGAAAACCCAAUUCAAAGCAGAUAUUGUGGGAUUUUCUGCCUUGAUAUUCUGGGUUAUAUGGCAGUGUGGAAGGGCCCUUUCUCUUCCUUCUAUUUUGCUGCCUUUUUCCUUGUGUCUUUCCCCCUCUUUCAUUUGGCACCUUUGCAAAGGUGAAAACAGCAGUCGGUCCGCCUUCAUUGGUGGCUCUGCCAGCUCAUUGCUGGCGAAGGGGGCUUUGGGGAGAGGUGCCCUGGAGAGAUAUUCCUAUAUAUAUAUAUAUGAUUUAAAAUAGAUUUUUUUCAAAAUUUUAAAGAAGUGGGGGAGUUGAGGAAAGACCCAAGAUGGCUGGAGGUGGUUAUGAGGUUUUUUAUUUGAUGUGAUGAUGAUAAAAGCAAAAAAAAAAAAAAAAAAGGCACAGCAGCUGCGGCUAUAUAAACUCAAUUUAGAUCCCUCCCCUUCUCCCUCUCUCUUUGCAGGGUGGUGCCAUCCAUAACCUGCCCUCCCUAUUUAUUUGUUUGUACUUUAUAAAGCAAAAGAAAAAAAACCCCACCAAUUAAUAAAAAAGGAAACACAAAACCCACCCUGCUCAAAAUGGCUGAGGACUGAGUGAGUGAGUCCUCUUGGAAUUGUACAUUUCAGCAGUUCCCUUUCAGCCUGUGCGCUUCUGUGUCCUCCUCCUCUCUCUCCCUCCUCCCUUCCUUUUUCAGGCUGGUUCCAAAAGGAGAAAUAGCUUUCAUGUCAGAAGGAAAACAGAAGCAAAGGGGAAGAGGCGGGGGCUAAGCUCUUCAUUAGCAGUUGAGAAAUUCCUUUUCAGUUUGAUCAAGGCAUACUUGUUUUCCUUCCAGUGCGAGCAACCCAUCACUCUCCAAAAGCCUGGGGAAUUUUGGAGCGGGGAGUUAUUGUUUUCCAGUUCUCUCUGGUUAAUCCGAGAAACAGAUUUCACAAAGACAGAGUCCCCGAGAGUGUAUUAAAAAGAGAGCAGGUUGAUUCUCUUGCUUGAAUUUGUCUCCGGCAGUUUUCUUAUUUUUCUUCUUCUCUUCUUCAUUUGUGAAACAAGGAGCAAAGGAUGGGAGGGUCCCUUUGGCCCUGGACUGGAAUUUCAUCUGAAUGAUUGACUGUCUUCCCACUGCGAUUGCACUGUCCCAAAGCCAACGAAGAUUGAUUUUGCUUUUUUUUCCCCCUGCACCAUUUGGCUGCAUUAGAAGUUAGCCGUUUUGUUUCUUUUUCAUCUUGAAUUUGGAUUUUAUCUUCAACUUUUUUUCCUGUGGUUUAAUUAAAGACUUGAACUUUGAACUGUGUUCCGAGGGGGGAGAAAAAGGAACUUGGAAAGGGCUUUUCUGGAGUUCAGUCAGGAGAGAAAAAAGUUCUUUCAAAAUCUCAAAACGUCAUGAUACGUUGGCAACAUUUCCCAUAGAAGUUCAUAUGGCAUUUGGACUUAUUCCCUCUGGAUUUUGUAUGGCUGUUUUUCAGCGCUCGCAACGUAGUGGCCUUUCUGUUGCAAAAGAGGAAAUUCAUCACCAUCUGCAUCGGUAGACCAAAAAAACCCUUGAUUAUUUUAAAAGAGAGAUUUAAAAAACAAAUAAAGCCCCACAUUGGAGUGAGACAUGGCUGAAAACUGGAAGAACUGUUUUGAGGAAGAGCUUAUAUGUCCGAUCUGCCUGCACGUCUUUGUGGAACCUGUCCAGCUUCCUUGUAAGCACAAUUUCUGUAGGGGAUGCAUAGGAGAGGCUUGGGCCAAAGAGGCUGGGCUGGUGAGGUGCCCCGAAUGUAACCAGGCCUACAACCAGAAGCCUAACCUGGAGAAGAACUUAAAGCUGACCAACAUCGUAGAGAAGUUCAACUCACUCAACUUAGAGAAGACGCCCUCAAUCUUACAUUGUGUUUUCUGCCGCCGGGGCCCACCUUUGCCUGCCCAGAAAAUCUGCCUGAGGUGUGAGGCUCCCUGCUGCCAGUCCCACGUCCAGACACACCUGCAGCAGCCCUCCACGGCCCGUGGGCACCUCCUGGUGGAGGCGGAUGACAUCCGGGCCUGGAGCUGCCCCCAGCACAAUGCCUACCGGCUGUACCACUGUGAGGCCGAGCAGGUCGCCGUCUGCCAAUUCUGUUGCUACUACAGUGGGGCCCACCAAGGACACUCGGUCUGUGACGUGGAAAUCCGGCGCAACGAAAUAAGGAAGAUGCUGGUGAAGCAGCAGGACCGCCUGGAAGAACGUGAGCAAGACAUUGAGGAGCAGCUGUACAAGCUGGAGUCUGAUAAACGCCUGGUUGAAGAGAAGGUAAACCAGCUGAAGGAUGAGGUGCGUCUACAGUAUGAGAAGAUGCACCAGAUCCUUGAUGAGGACCUACGCAAGACCAUGGAGAUCCUAGACAAGGCCCAAGCAAAGUUCUGCAAUGAAAAUGCUGCCCAAGUGCUCCACCUCAGUGAGCGCAUGCAGGAGGCCAAGAAGCUUCUCAGCUCUGUUCAGGUCAUGUAUGACAAGACCGAGGACAUCAACUUCAUGAAGAAUACCAAGUCAGUGAAAAUCUUGAUGGACAGGACCCAGAACUGCACAGGGGGCAGCCUACCUCCUCCCAAGAUUGGGCACCUCAAUUCCAAGCUCUUCCUCAAUGAAAUUGCCAAGAAGGAGAAACAGUUGCGAAAACUUCUAGAAGGUCCCUUCAGUACCCCGGUGCCAUUUCUGCAGAGCAUCCCAAUGUACCCUUGCAGCGUCAGUAACUCAGGAGCCGAGAAACGCAAGCACUCCACAGCUUUCCCAGAAGCCAGCUUCUUGGAGCCUUCCUCGGGACCUGUUGCCAGCCAGUACGUGAGCCAGGGGGCUUCGGCUGGCGAAGGCCAGUCUGCACAACCCAUGGUGCCUUGUAGCUCCACCCAGCACAUAGUAGGACUCCCCAGUGGCCCGCAGCCAGUUCACUCCGGCUCAAUGUUCAACCCUUCCCACUACCCCAACAGCACAUCAUCUCAGCAGUCUGUGCUGUCCCAGUAUGGUGGGCGCAAAAUCCUCGUCUGCUCAGUGGACAACUGUUACUGUUCCUCAGUAUCCAAUCACAACGCGCAUCAACCAUACCCGCGGUCGGGCCACUUUCCGUGGACAGUGUCCUCGCAGGAAUAUUCGCACCCGCUCCCUCCUGCUCCAUCUGUACCUCAGUCGCUCCCGGGAUUGGCAGUGAGAGAAUGGAUUGAUGCAUCUCAGCAACACGGACGCCAGGAUUUCUAUAGAGUUUAUGGCCAGCCUUCCACCAAACACUAUGUCACCAGUUAACCAUCUGGUUUGGAUAGCAUCCUGCUGAUUUUUAAAGAUUUUUUUAAAUCUAGUUUUUGUUGUUGUUUUAAAUCAAAUCCAUUUCCAUUGUUCCCUACCACAUGCCAGAGUCAGAGAGGCAUUGCUGUCAUCUCUAUUUUUAAUUUAAUAUUUUUUAAAUGAAAACAUCUUCCCCUUGUAUCAGGUUUGGGGGGGCUGCGGAAGAAAUUAACAAGGAUUUCAAUCAAUAGUCUACUUCUGGAUCAUGUGACACUACUACUUUCCAGUUUGGAAAACUCUUAAAGGGACAAAUAAUCCUUUUCUAUCUCAAAGUCUCUGGGCUUUUUGGUUUUGCUUUUAAAUUUUCUUUUUCCUUCCCAUUUUUAAGAGGAGAAAAUUUCUAUCAUUAAUUCAUUCAGAAAUGACACUUGUAGGUUUUUUUAAGGCUGAUUUUUUUGUGUGUUGAAAGGCCACGUAUUGUGCAUAUUGGCAUUUUUCUUUUUCUUUUUUUUUCUUCUUUCAGAGAUUUGUAAAUACACAAUGGCAGGAAAUGAAAUGCACAAAAAGGGAAAAGAAACAUAAAAAAAGAAAUUAAAAAAAUCUGUUUUAGUUUCCAGGAGGGAAGUGUGUGUCAAGUUGCACACAUUUCUUCCUGUGUUUCGUUGAUGCAACUUCCUCUAACAAGCACUUUGUAUUAAAAAAAGUGGACUUCCUGUUAUAAGGCGCAGGUAUUUAUUCUGUAACCAAUUUUAGAACACACACAAAAAAUAUUCAAAUAAAUGUGAUCACUUAGUGCAAA
Molecule: messenger RNA, 5575 nt
Organism: Anolis carolinensis (green anole)
Lineage: Eukaryota; Metazoa; Chordata; Lepidosauria; Squamata; Anolidae
Gene: trim8
Product: tripartite motif containing 8
Exons: 7
Coding region: 3142-4797 (551 amino acids)
Source: RefSeq, a predicted model, not a curated record